This is a messenger RNA of Prunus mume (Japanese apricot), 895 nucleotides long. RefSeq lists its product as uncharacterized. Gene Ontology annotation, biological process: spliceosomal tri-snRNP complex assembly. The record is from RefSeq and is a predicted model, not a curated record. Lineage: Eukaryota; Viridiplantae; Streptophyta; Magnoliopsida; Rosales; Rosaceae.
GUUCAUAUGAUAUCUAAGUGCACUGGUUGUGAGCUUGGAGAAUGUUGAAAUAACCAAAAUUGAAAUCUAAAGGUAUGGUGAAGUAAUGAAGGAGUUUCCAUAAAACACUGGUAUCCUUGCACAUUUUGAUAUUUCAUGGAUACUUUUAUCUAUGUUGCUAAAGACUGCUUCAGAUGAAUUCUAUCCAACCGAUUCGUCUAAACGUCACUUCUCAAACAACCUUUGAAUUUUAAAUGACGGAUGUACUGUACAGAACCCAUUGGAGGAGAAAUUACUGUUGCAUCUGAAUGUACAACGCGUAUAAACACUCCCAGCACAAUGAUGGAGAAAGCUCUAGAUGAUGAGCAAUUGAAUGCUAGUAGGUUCUCAACACCCAGUGACAAGUCUCAGACGAGAGGGUGUUAUUACACAUCAAUUCCAAGUAUUAUCAAACAAAAAGGAAUCCAUGCCCAACAACCAACUUCCUUGAAUCUUGACAAGACACAAUUGUUGGAACUACUAGAAUAUUAUGGAGGUUCUGAGGACUUGCUUCUUGCGGAGCUACAAUUGGCCUAUAUUGCAUUUUUGAUGGGGCAAUCACUUGAAGCAUUUCUACAGUGGAAAUCCUUGGUCAGUCUUUUAUUUGGAUGCACUGAAUCUCCUUUCCAUGCAAGAAGUCGACUAUUUGCGACGUUUAUUAGAGUCAUCUACUAUCAAUUGAAACAUGGACUUCAUAAAGAUUGCAGAGACACGAGCGGUGAAUCAUCCCUAUUAGAUGAUUCAUGGUUUUCUGCUGAUAGCUUUUUGCUCCGUCUUUUCAAGGUACGAGAUUUGAGUGCUUGAUUCUGCUGCCGCUGUGCAUUUUUCGUAUUACACUGCCGUACUUGAUUCAGUUUUUUCUUGUUGGCUUGUUGUC